AUGUGCACUGCUGUGUUACCCACUCGGGAGUUACCCCACUUCCACCAGCCAUCACUCAAGCUGAGUUUAAUCAACUCCCAUUCUGGUCGACUGCGCGCCAAGCCCAAUCUUGUCCCAGUUUGCCCAGUGCAUUAUCGGUUAAUGGCAGAGCUUGUGGGGCACAUUCGUCUUCAUCACAUGACAAGACACCCACUAUUUCCGCGCACCCAUCAAACAAGCCCAGAAGUUCUCGAGUUUUGGAGCCACGCUGCGAAUAGAAACUUUGGAUACGAAGCAGGAGAAGAGAUGUUGCGAGGAGUGAAACAUCUUCAAUGCCCACGAUGCCCAAAAACUCGCGACACCAAGUUCAAAAUAAUCGAGGCUUGCUUGGAGCAUGUGGCUAACCAGCAUUACCAUAACGUUGGUAGCUCCAGGAGAAAUGGAGCGACUUGA
Caenorhabditis remanei is the source of this 432-nucleotide messenger RNA. RefSeq lists its product as uncharacterized. The coding region runs from base 1 to 432 and encodes 143 amino acids. The record is from RefSeq and is a predicted model, not a curated record. The transcript is spliced from 2 exons. Lineage: Eukaryota; Metazoa; Nematoda; Chromadorea; Rhabditida; Rhabditidae.